AUGGGGACUCAUGUUCCUGUACCUGUCAAUGUCCUAAACAGACGAUUCCUUCGCAUGGAUUUGCCAGUCUACGAGUGCAUACCUGAAGUCGAACUCCAGGCAGGAAUUCAAUAUCCAAUUCCAUUUCACUUCGUCGUUCCUAUACAGCUUCCAGUUCAGUUCUGUCCUCACAAGUGCAUGAAUAUUCAGGUCAACCAAGAGCACCUGAAUCUACCCGCAAGUCUGGGACACACUGAUCGGUUCUUCGAUAAUGCUCACGAUAUGGCACCUAAGGAAGCAAAGAUAUCAUAUGCAAUCACAUUCACGAUAAGAAACCCUGGUGGAAAGAAUAAACUUUGGAAGAAGACUCGAGAAUACAAGCAUCCUAUCUAUAUCCUCCCCAAGGCCUCAGAGAACGCGCCUAUCCUUAUCCCACCGGAUAGUUGGUUCUAUCAGCUCAAUGCACAGAAAGCACUCAAGAAAGGGAUAUUUCAACCAUCAGUCGGCUCUUUAUCUGCAUCAACAUUCCAGCCUCCAGCAAUUGAGCUAUCUGGAGCCUCUCAAUCUCAGAAUACCGCAAAAUUGUCAACAACUUUAAAAGUCAAUCUUGCUUUUGAACCUGCAAAUCCAGAUAGCAUGCUCCCAAGGUCGAUAUUCACAAAAGUCAAGUUGAAGGCUAUGACAUUUUUUGGUGUGGAGCCCUGGGAGGACUUCCCAGACCUGACCCAUCCCGGUGACUGGGAUACUCGAAGAGCUUAUUGGUCCGAUAGUGUGCCAGUAUUAUCGGACGAGAUAGUGCCCAAUUGGAGUCUUUGCAUACGGAGCGAUGAUGGCGAGAUGGGAAAACGAACGGUAUAUACUGCGUCCAUGGAGAUAUUGGUCACGCUGCCUACCAGUCGGGUCUAUCCUCCGACAUUCCAUUCUUGUUUUAUCUCUCGAGUGUAUUCCCUGUCAGCGAAUUUCAGUUUUCGGCCUCACAAAACAGGAAAAAGAGGCUCUAACAUCAUAUUGGCAGCGCCUGUGCAGAUUGUUGAAGCAUGA
This is a messenger RNA of Penicillium malachiteum, 1020 nucleotides long. RefSeq lists its product as uncharacterized. The transcript has a single exon. Bases 1 to 1020 code for a protein of 339 amino acids. NCBI's taxonomy places the organism in Eukaryota, Fungi, Ascomycota, Eurotiomycetes, Eurotiales, Aspergillaceae. The record is from RefSeq and is a predicted model, not a curated record.